Molecule: messenger RNA, 330 nt
Organism: Panicum hallii
Lineage: Eukaryota; Viridiplantae; Streptophyta; Magnoliopsida; Poales; Poaceae
Product: basic blue protein-like
Exons: 2
Coding region: 1-330 (109 amino acids)
Cellular component (GO): plasma membrane
Molecular function (GO): electron transfer activity
Source: RefSeq, a predicted model, not a curated record
AUGAAAGAGGCGGCUCCAUGGUGGCGGCGGAGUAAAGGCUAUGGCCCGUCGGAGACAGCCACGGCUUGGACCUUCGGCGUCCUUGGAUGGCCGAACUACAAGCCCUUCAAGACCGGCGAUGUUCUCUGGUUCAAGUACCCGCGCGGCGUGCACAACGUUGUGCAGGUGCACGAGCCAUGGCAGUACAGCACCUGCGACCUCCCCGACAAUGCCACCAUCUGGACCUCCGGUGAUAACCGUAUCACCAUUCCCCGCGGCAGCAUGUCCUUCAUCUGCGGGAUCCGGGACCACUGCAAGAAUGGCUUGAAGAUCGCUGUCACUGCGAGCUAG